Synchiropus splendidus (mandarinfish) is the source of this 1353-nucleotide messenger RNA. It is a transcript of the gene apex1, whose product is annotated as APEX nuclease (multifunctional DNA repair enzyme) 1. Gene Ontology annotation, cellular component: nucleus. Gene Ontology annotation, molecular function: endonuclease activity; DNA-(apurinic or apyrimidinic site) endonuclease activity; DNA binding. The coding region runs from base 142 to 1068 and encodes 308 amino acids. NCBI's taxonomy places the organism in Eukaryota, Metazoa, Chordata, Actinopteri, Syngnathiformes, Callionymidae. The record is from RefSeq and is a predicted model, not a curated record. The transcript has 5 exons. Gene Ontology annotation, biological process: base-excision repair.
GUCCCGAGCGUGCCAGGGGGAGUGUGACCGAAGUAGCGUGCUGGUAUAAGCUGCACACGCAUCUUCGAAACGUCGUGUGUGUUGUGGUGCGUGCGUGCUGUGUGUUUGCAGGGUGUGUUUGCCAUCAGAGCAAGUUCAAGCAUGAAGAGAGGCAAGAAUGCAGAGGAGGCCAAUGGAGAUGGUGACAACGGAGCUGCUGAUACCAAGAAACAAAAGAAGACCAAGGAGCCAGAAGCCCCGAUCCUGUAUGAAGACCCCCCUGACAAACUGACCAGCCAAGAUGGACGUGAAGUCAAUUUCAAGAUUACAUCUUGGAAUGUGGACGGACUGAGGGCCUGGGUGAAGAAGAAGGGUCUGGAUUGGGUUCGUGAGGAGUCCCCGGAUGUUUUGUGCCUGCAGGAAACAAAGUGUGCGGAGAAGUCAUUACCUGCCGAGAUCACGUCCAUGCCCGAGUACCCACACAAGUACUGGAAUGGAUCAGAUGAGAAGGAAGGCUACAGCGGCGUGGCCAUGCUCUGCAAGACUGAGCCUGUCAAUGUCACUUAUGGAAUUGGCAAAGAAGAGCAUGACAAGGAAGGGCGCGUCAUCACGGCAGAGUUUGAGAAGUUCUUUUUGGUGACGGCUUAUGUUCCUAAUGCCAGCAAAGGUCUAGUUCGCCUUGAUUAUCGCAAAACCUGGGACGUCGAUUUUCGAUCUUACCUGAGUGACCUGGACAAAAAGAAGCCAGUGGUACUGUGUGGAGACCUCAACGUUGCUCACCAAGAGAUCGAUCUGAAGAACCCCAAGGGCAACAAGAAGAACGCAGGCUUCACCCCGGAGGAACGCGAGGGCUUCACUGAGCUGCUCGCUGCGGGCUUCAUCGACAGCUUUCGUGAGCUUUAUCCCGAGCAGGCCUAUGCAUACACCUUCUGGACCUACAUGAUGAACUCCCGUGCCAAAAACGUGGGCUGGAGGCUUGACUACUUUGUACUGUCCGCCACUCUGCGUUCGGGGUUGUGUGACAACAAGAUCCGCAACAAAGCAAUGGGCAGUGACCACUGUCCCAUCACCCUGCUGAUGGCUUUCUAGCUUUUGAUAGCAUAAUAGUGACGCAUCAGCCACGUGUUGGUUCACCAGACAUUGUCUUUAGAAAUAUUAGAGAAGUAGUCAGACCAAAACAUCUACUGCAAACCUUUCUGUUACAUGAUGCAGUUGUCUUCAAUACAUCAUGAUAAGUACACUAAAAUAAAACUACUGAUCCACUGUUCAACCUUUUUUAAAAGCAUUCAUGGUUUUCAUUUGCCUUUUUCUCUGAACUGAUGUGGACUGGUUCGUGGAAAUUGUCAAAACAAAAUAAAGGUGAUUUAUAGGAAA